GGAUGACAUACUGGUGCCCCAGUGCAGUACUGGGAAGGAAGCAUGUUGUGAGCAGUGUGCAGCCUCUGGUCCAGCCGCAGUCCGAUCCCUCCACACCUGAUCCUCGUAUUGUGGACUCUGCAUGCUCCACCGCCGGCUGCUCACUACAAUCUGCAGGAUGACCGAGGAGGCCAAGAGACUGGCAGGAUGUGCGGCCGUGGACAAUCAUGUCAAGAAUAAUCAGGUGCUCGGCAUUGGGAGUGGCUCAACCAUUGUCCACGCAGUGAACCGGUUAGCGGAGCGAGUGAAAAAAGAGAACCUCCAUGUGUUCUGCGUCCCCACCUCCUUCCAGGCGAGGCAGCUGAUCCUGCAGAAUGGAUUAACCCUUACUGACCUGGAGAGACACCCGGAGCUUGAUGUUGCUAUUGAUGGUGCCGAUGAAGUGGAUUCUGAACUCAACCUCAUCAAAGGCGGAGGGGGAUGUUUGGCCCAAGAGAAGAUAGUAGCCGGUUGUGCCAAAUCCUUUAUUGUAAUUGCUGAUUACAGGAAGGAUUCUAAGAACUUUGGAGACCAGUGGAAGAAGGGGAUCCCUAUAGAAGUGUUCCCGAUGGCUUACGUUCCAGUGACCAAAACCAUCCAGCAAAGGUUUGGUGGUGUGGCCGAACUGCGGAUGGCCGUCAGCAAAGCUGGCCCAGUGGUGACGGAUAAUGGGAAUUUUUUGCUUGACUGGAAGUUUGACAAAGUUCAUGACUGGGCAGCUGUUAAUACGGCUAUCAAAAUGAUUCCAGGUGUGGUGGACACUGGGCUCUUCAUUAACAUGGCCGAACGAGUCUACUUUGGCAUGGAGGACGGAACCGUGUCUAUUCGUGAUAAACCCGCACAUUAGACCCUGAACACAUCUCUUGUGCCUUGCCCCUAGCCAAUCGUUUCCAUGACAAUUCUAUACUUUUUUGCUAUUUUUUCUUCAGUUGUAUUGUUUUAUGUCUCACAUUUUGCCUUUUAUUUUUUCUUGGUACAUUUCUGAUGUGUCUUAAAUAAGGGACUCAAGUGGUACCAAACCACAUUAUGCUACCUGUGCCAUGUGCAUAAGACAAACAGCCAGGCCGGACAACCUACUGUAUAAUGGCAACCAUUCUGUGGGCUAAACUAAACAUGGAUACAACUCAUCUAUGCACCAUAGGCCAAUGACAUUACUGAGGUACUUUAAUAUUUAUGUAAUUGUAUGCUGGUUAGUUGAUGGGCUGCAUCUUCAUGAAUUUCAGUUUAGCCCCCAAAAUGGCUACCUUCAUCAUGUAUAAGGAUAAUCACCAGUAAACCUUUUAAUGACCGAAAUGUGCGAAAUUGAACUGUAAUGCCAAGUGUACCUAUUCAAAAGAAAUGACCUUGCACUGUGUUCAGUUAUCUGACAAUCGCUUUGUUUGGCCUGCUCUUCAAGGGGAACUCCAUUUUCAAAAACCUUUACGGUUCAACUUUGUGGCUUGCUAAGGAACAUUUCACAUCUUUUUGUUUUACAGUUUUUGUACUAGAUGUUGAAUUAGUUCAUAGAGAUGAACAAUGGAGCCUCUUUGUAGAUAUUUUGAUGAAUCUAGGUGUUCAUUUUGACUAGAGAUUAAAAAAAAAAAUUUCUAGUGGGAAAAUAGUGGGUGCCGUCCAUAGACAAUUGGAUCACCUUUUAUUUUUUAUUUUUUACACCCCAGAAUAAGAGUUCCCUAAUGCCUCCAUUCCCAUUAACCUUCACCAUUGGGAUACCAAUGUAUUACUAUGCCACCUCCUGAUAAAGAGAACAAAAGGGUCGGGCGUUUACAUUCAGUUGGGAGCUCCCCAUCCAGUUUUUUUUUUUUUUUUUGUGGUGUUUUGUUUUUUGAACCGUCCUAUUAAUUUACAGAUUUCUUAUAUUUAAAAAAAUUAUUAUUUUUUUUUAAUAUUUUACACUAGUGCCAUAAAGUUGACUGCUCUUUGACGUGAAUUUAAUUAUUCGGCGCAUUUAACUUCUGCACACGCAGGAAUCAAUUUUUUUUUCUGAUAUCUUAGUGUGGCACAGCCGCUUUACUAGGGCUAUGGGAUUUAUAUUGAAUCUGCACAGUGAAGCCAUGGGCUCCUAGUAGGUGGGUGGGCUCCAUUAUAAGGAAAAUGGCUGCCUGUAGUACACAGUGAUUUGAUAUCUUCAAAAGGGUUGACCAAAACUGGAGAAUUAUAGC
This is a messenger RNA of Bufo gargarizans (Asiatic toad), 2177 nucleotides long. It is a transcript of the gene RPIA, whose product is annotated as ribose 5-phosphate isomerase A. Gene Ontology annotation, cellular component: intracellular membrane-bounded organelle. Lineage: Eukaryota; Metazoa; Chordata; Amphibia; Anura; Bufonidae. The transcript has 10 exons. The record is from RefSeq and is a predicted model, not a curated record. Bases 122 to 865 code for a protein of 247 amino acids. Gene Ontology annotation, molecular function: ribose-5-phosphate isomerase activity. Gene Ontology annotation, biological process: D-ribose metabolic process; pentose-phosphate shunt, non-oxidative branch.